This is a messenger RNA of Odocoileus virginianus texanus, 2348 nucleotides long. Lineage: Eukaryota; Metazoa; Chordata; Mammalia; Artiodactyla; Cervidae. The record is from RefSeq and is a predicted model, not a curated record.
AUGAGCCUCUCCCCCUUGGGACACAUCACCAAAGACUCUGGGGCUGGCGUGGAUUACCUGGAUGAUGUACCUGCCCCAGCAGGACAGCUAAGUGAACAGAGGCCCACAUCCUGUCCUCUCUCCCCAGCCUUCCUGUCUGCUAGCCUCGGGGUAUUUGCCCCCUCAGAGACCUACACACUGCCCGUGACCAGCUCCAGCUGGGAGCCCCAGCCAGAAUCCAUGAUACCAUCAGGCCAUUCCACCGGUUCCACAGGGGCCCCAGCAGUGACCGAGGCCACCGAGCAGGGCCCCAAGAAUCCCCGCGUGUCCAGCGUGACGGUUCAGCUGGAGAUGAAGGCUCUGUGGGAAGAGUUCAACCAUCUGGGCACAGAGAUGAUCGUCACCAAGGCGGGCAGGAGGAUGUUCCCCACCUUCCAGGUGAAGAUCCUGGGCAUGGACACGCUGGCUGACUACGCCCUGCUCAUGGAUUUUGUGCCUUUGGAUGACAAGAGAUACAGGUAUGCCUUCCACAGCUCUGCCUGGCUGGUGGCGGGCAAGGCGGACCCGGCCACGCCCGGCCGCGUGCACUUCCACCCCGACUCGCCGGCCAAGGGCGCGCAGUGGAUGCGUCAGAUCGUGUCCUUCGACAAGCUCAAGCUGACCAACAACCUACUGGAUGACAACGGCCACAUCAUCCUCAACUCCAUGCAUCGCUACCAGCCACGCUUCCACGUGGUUUUUGUGGACCCACGCAAAGACAGCGAGCGCUAUGCCCAGGAGAACUUCAAGUCCUUCAUCUUCACGGAGACCCAGUUCACGGCUGUCACAGCAUAUCAGAACCACCGGAUCACCCAGCUGAAAAUUGCCAGCAACCCAUUUGCCAAGGGCUUUCGGGAGAGUGACCCAGACUCCUGGCCUAUAUCUCCACGGCCCCUGCUCAGCAUCCCGACCCGGAGUCGCAGCAGCCUCGGCCCCUGUCUGCUGAAAGGCUCCAAUGAGCGAGAGAAAGACCCCAACAAAGCCUUCACCGCCAGGAUCCCCGCCAGGCUCCACCAUCAGCUGCUGGCCCCCACUGAGGCUUUGCUGGCCCCAGCCACCUACCCGCCCCUCACCUACCAGGGCCUGUACCCUGGAGCCUCAAGCCCCGUCCAACCAAGGGCCCGACCGACACCAUACCCCCUCCCCAAUAUCCAGGCUAAUAGGGACCAGGGGGGCCUGCCCCUCCCAGCGGGGCAGGGGCUCCUCUCCCCCAUUGCAAUGUGCCUGGGGCCUGGCCAGGACCCGCAGUGACGGUGGGGACCCUGUGGACAGAGUCCUCUCAUCCUGGAGCCCACUCUCUUCAGCCUUACCUCUGCAGAGACCACCACCCCUCCCUUGACCAGGAGAGCAGAGCAGGUGGAAGCCCAGAGAGGAAAGCGAUCUGCCCAGAGUUUCCAGGCUGGGAUGGUGCCAGGCUUGGAACUGGACCCCCUAUCUCCAAGCUGCCCCCUCUGCUUUGGGGGCGACUCCUCCAAAUCCUGCUUUGCCUCUCUCUUCCCUCCAACAUUAAACCAUUUGGAAUGGGUGGUCAGAGCACUUCUGUCCUUGGAGGUCAGGGUGGAGGGCCUCAGGAAAGCCCACACCCCAGAGUCUGGGCUGCAGACAUCACAAAGCUCUGCUCCGUGCUGCUGGCGUCCCAGGGAGCAGAGUCAUGGUAAAGGUGGCAACACAAGCUGAGUGGCAGGGCUGUGAGGGAGGUUGUGUUCCUGCCCUCUGCCUUGCCUGCCCAGAUGAGGACCGAAACUGCAGCUCAGGGAGGCACUGCUCAAAAUCGAAGCAAAGCAUGGGACACCUGCCAUUCCACAUUUAGGUGCUGUGUGCAAGACCGGGGUGUCUAGUCCUUGGGGGGGGGGGCAGUCUGGCAGAGGGGUGCAGCAUGCCACAGGUAGUGACCACAGGGGUCAAGAUGGGGGUGACAUGAGGAGUUUGAGAAUUCAAUCAAAAUUCCAGGCAGGAGAGCUUCUAGAGAAAGUGACCAGCACCUAUAAGAGAAGUUGCGGAGGAGACGGGAGGGGAGCAGAGGCCAGCUCCCGGAGGUGGGGAAAGGUCUGGGGCUGGAAUGGGUCCCCUGGAGCGAGAGGGCGCAGCGCAUGCCACUCAGCGCAACCAGGAGACAGGGCCCGGAGGGUGGGAAGGGCUGGGCACUCCUUCCCGCGGCCCCAGGCAUCUCUAACCCAUAAACGCCGACUCCAAACACCCUGCAGCACUUGCGGGCGUGGAGAAACGCGGGGCCUCAACAGUCAGACAUCUCGACUCUCAAACCCGGCGGUCAAAACGGCCGAGACCAGUCGCCGGCCAGACACGAGUCCAGUUGCACUAGGCAGGGGGCA